UUUCACCUUGAGAUUUUGGGAUUUUUGCAGUUUAUAUCAAAAGAGAGGCUGCAGGAGCGGGCCCUUCUCAUUUUAUACCUGCUGCAGGUGUACUGUUUGCCAUAUACCAGCAGUGUGGUCUCUCUUAUCAGAUAUAAAUACAUAUAUAUAUAAUAUAAAGCAUGUGUGCUUGGCUAGUUCUUAAAGGCAAGAAGCACUAGAUGAUAGAGGGUAUGAGAGUACUUUCCAGGGUGAAGAUUGUGAUAUGUAAGUACACUCUCAUUAGUGGUUGGGGGCAGAAGGUACUCCAGACAAAUGGGACAAUUGAUUUUCAAGCCCAUUAUUAAACAUCAUUGGAUUGUCAGAAAUUGUGAAAUGGAGGAUUUAGUCAAAUUCUACAAAUAUCUCAAUUCUAGUUGCAUGGAUAAGUUGUUAAUUCAUUUGGUUAGAAAGUUUUAAAACACGUCUAAAUUAGUUUCCUGAAUAGCAUAAAACUUUUGCUUGUGUUCUGUUUUGUUUCCCAAAUGCUUCUUUUCUCCGCUCAAGCCUGGGAGUAUUUUCUUAUUCUAGAUUUAAUUUUCUGAUUUCUGUGUUGAUUUUCUGGUUUCUCUUUUGGAAUUGAAGUGCCUCAGACUACUGAAUGUAAUACUAGUAGCGUUAAGAGACUGAUGUUUGUCACAUUGAAUAUAAAUCUUAAGACAACAAGGUUGUAAGAAUCCUGAAUAAUUUUACAUGUUUUUUUACCUUUCCUUCUUAACAGCAGAACACCAUUCUCCCUGUUUCUUUCUCUCUCUAAAUUGUUACAGAGAAAUGCAUUCUGAAUGAUAACUACUGCUUUCUGAACUGAACCGCAAAGAUCUCGUGCUUCAGAGUUGAAGAUGAUAAACCCGAGGAAAUAAUCCAGCUGCUCCCAUUGUGGCAACUGAAAAUAUCCUUAGUGCCAAAAUGAACAGUCUUUGAGAAAAAUUUGGAAAGCUGUUAAAUCUGAAAAAUGGGAGAAAGAGUAAGGAGCCCAGAUUCUGAACAUGAGAGGAAAUCAGAUGAGGAUAAAUAUAGUGACUCCUAUUAUUCAGAUGAAGGUAACGCAUCUCAUUCAUCCAGCCAGUCACCAGCGCUAAGCUCUCCAUCUACAAGCCAAGAAAAGAGACAUCACAAAACACAGACUUCAAACAGCCUUUUGCACUACCAAGCCACAAAGAAAUUGGAUUCCAAAUAUGCACCAAGCAAAAGAGGGACACGGUGGGGUUUCCGUUCUCAGAGCCUUACUAGGGAUUCUCCUGCAAAAGAUAUAGAUCUUGUUACAAAAAGAGUUCUUUCUGCGAGGCUGCUGAAAAUCAAUGAGCUCCGAAAUGAACUGACUGAACUCCACAUCAAACUAGAUGAGCUGCAGAAGGAAAACAGAGCACUGAAGAGGCUUCAGCACAGGCAGGAGAAAGCCCUGAAUAAGUUUGAGGAUACGGAAAACGAAAUCUCUCAGCUCCUUGCUCGGCACAACAAUGAGAUUAGAAUAUUAAGGGAGCGCCUACGAAAAUCUCAGGAGAGAGAACGUGCAACUGAGAGACGGUUGAAAGAUUCGGAAGAUGAACUGUACAGAACAAAAAUUGUCUUGCAGAAACUGAAAAAGCUGUCUGCAGAUAAGCACCUUGCCGAAAGAGAUGACCUGGCAAAGAAACUCGCCAGUGCAGAGAGCAGGCUAGAGGACAGGGAAAAAAGAGUUAAGGAUCUGGAAAGAAAUCUUGAGUUAAGUGGUAGCAGUUUUCAACGAGAGUUACAAUCAAAGAAAAAAAAGCUGUACGAGGCUCAAGAAGAAAACAGAGUUCUCCAAGAAGAGCUUCAUCAGUUAAAUCAGAAGCUGAAGGAAAAAGAAAGAGAACUUGAAACAAAAAAUAUAUAUGCUAAUCGUAUGUUGAAGCUAACACCAAGAAAAGACACGGAUAUUGUACAAAGAAAAAGAGCCAACAACCAAAAUAUUAAAAAAGGACCACAACUCACAAAAGGUGUACAAACCAGUGGAUACUUCUCACCAGCAGAACUUCUUCCAGAAUCAGAACUUGUCUGUGGUGACACAGUAAACAAGAAAGAAGGAAUUCUUCCUAAAAUAGAAAAAGAAACUCGAGACAAAGGAUGGAAAGAGCAAACAGACCUCUUAAGACAAGACCAAGACAGAGAAAGGGAAGAGAAACUGAAACAUUUUCAAGAAAUGCCGGCUUUAGAGGAGAGAGUUCCAAAACUUCAUGACGAGUGGGAAAGGAAAGAAUAUGACAAAAUGAAAAAAGAAAGCAACUUUUCAUUGGAUAAAGAAGAGAAAAUAAAGAUGGAGACAGAAAUCCACAAACGUGAAGUAGAGAGUGAAAGCCCUGAAAUGCUGGAAGAGCGGCGAAAAAGAGAGUUCCUGCUUGCUAAAAUGCAAGAAAUUGAUAGAGAAAUUCAAAGUACAGCAAACAUGAAACCAGAUUCCCCAGCACCACUCAUAAAUACAGCAAGAAAAUCUGAUUCCCUGGAGAAAAGGGAAAAAACUAAUCCAUUUUUUGACAUUCCAGGGAAGUUUACUAAUGGAUUUCCUCUAAAGGACAGCCAGGAGGAUGCCACAAGAGCACAAAGGCAGAAGCAACGAAAUGUAAGGACUGUAGAUUUAAGUAGUGAGUUAACAUUUGGUAGUUACAUACCUUCCUUUGGGAAAGGAUCAGGGAGACCAAGUUGGCUUACUCAAAAAAGUGACAAAUUAGAAGAAAAUGUUAAGGAAAAUGCAGAUUUCGAUAGUAAAAAAGAAAAGAAGUCCAAUUUAAUGGAACAACUGUUUGGAAGCAGUGCCAGUACCAUUGUUCUCUCUAAAAAUAACGAUACACCACCUUUUGAUGUAGAUUGGGACUCUAGUAAUACUCCUUUUGUUGAUAAAAACAGUAAACUCAAAGAAGACAGUGAGCUUUUCGGUGAAGGAAGAAACCUAAACAGACACCGUUUGCAAUACACUACAAGCAAGCCAGGAGUUAAGACCCUUGGUUCUUUAGAAGAUGAAAUUGAAGAAGUAGUCUUACAGUGAUCAUAUUUUUAUAUGUUUCAUAUGUAAAUACUGAAGAACUAUUUUCAUGUAAUAUUUAUUAGAUAUAGAUUUGAAAGAUGUCAGAUUUAUUGUAAAGCCUUAUGAAGGAAUAAUUUGCAUAUAUGGGUUUAUGUACAGGGGAGAGGUUCAGUGCUUGGUUUGUUGUUUUUUGGGUUUUUUUUUACCUAUAGGCUGCUCACAAUACACUGCUUUUCAAUUGGAGUGCUUCUUUUAGGCCUCACACAUUUUCUUCCUCACACAUUUGGAGAGCCUCUUAACUGUGCCAGGAGAAGGCAUGUGUAAUAUAAGUCAUGAAAUGGAUAGAAGAGACAUUGCUAGCACAAAUUCUCUUAGAAAGAGAAUAUUUUAUGCUGCUGUCAUGUUAUCUCAUAACAUCAGCAGAGGCAUAAUUAACUCAGGAACAGCCAAUCUCUCUUUUGUGUAGGUUUUCUGUGGACCUUUAUACCAAAUGUGUCUAACUCUUCUCAUAUUAUACAGAUUAUAUUUGUUAUAUAAUGCCAUUUUUUGUAAUUUCUGAAUUUUCUAUGUAAAAUUCCAAUCAUUACUAAGUAAUUUUUUAACAAAAUGGUUUUAUUA
Myiozetetes cayanensis is the source of this 3616-nucleotide messenger RNA. RefSeq names its product lebercilin LCA5 (gene LCA5). Bases 971 to 3019 code for a protein of 682 amino acids. NCBI's taxonomy places the organism in Eukaryota, Metazoa, Chordata, Aves, Passeriformes, Tyrannidae. The transcript has 7 exons. Gene Ontology annotation, cellular component: axoneme. Gene Ontology annotation, biological process: intraciliary transport. The record is from RefSeq and is a predicted model, not a curated record.